CGUCAGAGUACUAAGUGCCAUGCACGGCUUCCAUGGCUAGCAGGUGCGGCCAUGAGUCCCUCUAGAAAACGUCGCAAAAGACUCCAUCAAUUUUGCGUCUUACCGGGAAAUUUCCUGAAAACGUGAAGCACAGCCAGAGGACUUCGUCUUGGUAAUUCGAGUGGUAUUCUCAUCAACUCACCACCAUGGAGAUACAAAAGGAUGAAGGAGAAAACUUGUACAAACAGAGGAAGUCGUUUGGUGCGAUCUUCAUGCAGUUGCUGUUCAGCCACUUUGGGUUAUUCGUCGUUGUUGCAUUUUAUGCAGUCCUCGGUGCAUAUGCCUUCGUGGAGAUCGAGCUGCCCUUCGAAGAGCGUCUCUACGAGAUAAAGAGAACGGAGGCAGUGGCGAUCAACAAUACCAUCAACUACAUGGCAAACCUCUUCUGGUAUUACCAAGACAAAAACUGGACCUACUCCGAAUUCAACCAAACCGUGUACAAAGACUUGAAGAGAAUGGAGGAGUUCGUCAUCAGGGCUGUCAAGACCACCCGUUACGAUGGGUCAGUGGAAGGGUGGAACUAUGCAUGGACCAUCCCAAACUCCCUUCUGUUUACCAUGACCAUCAUGUCAACAAUUGGUUACGGUCACAUUGCACCUAAAACAUCAUGGGGCAAGUUUUUCUGUAUGAUAUAUGCAAUGACUGGCUGUCCUCUCCUGCUCGUCUUUCUGGGAAAUCUGGGUAGUGCCAUGGCUGAAUCUUUCAUCUAUCUGUACAGUCGAUGUUUCUGCCGAACGUGUCGAAGCCGACGAAACCUGGAGGAGCUGCCUCCUAAUGCCAGCAAGAAACAACGCAAGCUACUGAUUGAUGACGUCGUUGGAAAGGAAGAGUAUAUGCCCACUGACAAGCUCAAUGUGCCAAUCACCCUGAACUUGGUCCUGCUGUUUAUCUACAUCAUGAUGGGGGCCGUCCUUUUCUCUUUUUGGGAGGACUGGGACCUCAACUCCGCCAGUUAUUUCACCUUUGUCACAAUCUCUACCAUCGGAUUUGGUGACAUGGUACCUGGAGCUGCUCUACUGGACAAGGCUAGUAUUGACGCUGCAUUCAAGAUGCUUGUCUGCAUUGUCUACAUUCUCCUAGGCAUGGCUCUACUGUCUAUGUGCAUCAACUUGAUGCAAGAACAACUGGUUGAUAAGUGGAAGUGGAUGGCAAAGGAAAUAGGACUGAGGAAAGAGAACAAUGUAGUAAAACAGAAGAAGGACACCGUCGUCAAAAAGCCUAAAGAAAAGAAAGAAAAGAAAGGAAAGAAAGAAAAGAAGGCAAAAGCUGCUGACGACAAGCCGCCUUCAGCACCACCCAAACCUCUUCCUCCUCCUUCCCCAAGACUAAGCAGAAACCCCAGUCCCCUUCCUCGAUCAGGUACCCCAGACACACUGCCCGGCAGCCUGGCUGAUUUAUAAAUAGGGACAAGGUCACAGGAAGAAGGAGACGCAAAUACCAUAAAUGGUGAUGAACAUCUAGAAGAAAAUUAAAUAUCAAUUCCUGCAGUCCCCUACUACAACACAUAUGUAAGAGAAUAAAAAAGUAAUGUUCCACCAUCUUGACAUCAAAUCUGUAAAAGAGUCGACGCAAAGAUGUCAUUCUGUGUAAAACGAAGAUAUUAACGAAUGAAGAAAAGAAACAAUGCUAACGCAGCUCCUAAAUUUAAAGUUCACAACAAAAAAUGAGAAGAAAUUGCCACCUAUAAUUCCUACUCAUUUAAAAUACACAUAUUUUUCUCCUACUACACUAAACACUUCUGUUAAUGAAUUUACCGGUAAAAGAAAUAUAUUUUCCUAGACAUGUGGCAUUUUCUAUUUAAAACUAUUGUUCUGUUACUUUUUACUCAUUAAUAAUGGCAGUUCAGUGUUUAUGUUAACUAGCAAAUUGAGAAUAAUAACAUCUAAGUAACUUGGCUUCAGUUACUAGUUAACAAGCGCUGAAACUGUUGAAUGAAAUAUUUCUGUUUGCUUUUAUUGAACAGUACAAACUGAAUACUAUGUUUUAACUGCAGGCACUUACAGAUGAUAUGCAGUUGUACAAUGUUUACUUACUAUUAACAAUUAUACAAAAAUACAUAUAUGUAUCACUACUGCAAGGAGCUGUAUCUAUGAAUGUGGAGGUAAGUAACUUGGCUUCAGUCUGUUAAGACCACAAUAUACCAUCUACAAAAUAUACAACUAAUUCAUGAUGUAGUGAAAUAUUAUAAGUAACUGAUACAGAAGAGACAAGAGAUGUACCUCACAACUGAUACUGCUUAGUCGUCUUUACAAUCAAAAAGCUGCACCAAAUUUAAUAGACAGUUGUGAUGGUCAGAUGCUCUAAAUUUAUUGAUAUAUUUUUUGUAAAUGGCGCAUAGAGAAAUGUUUAUGCUGAUAAAUGUUGCAUGCACUAAAGUAAAGUUUAUGCAGACAAUUUUCGCUCAUACGAAAGGUUAAUGAUGCAUAAUAUACUUUUCUGUAUGUAGUAUAAUACUAAAAUGUACCACUGAUUGAGUUUCCGCAAUAAAACUAGUCAUAUCAA
Molecule: messenger RNA, 2541 nt
Organism: Macrobrachium nipponense
Lineage: Eukaryota; Metazoa; Arthropoda; Malacostraca; Decapoda; Palaemonidae
Product: potassium channel subfamily K member 18-like
Exons: 7
Coding region: 186-1439 (417 amino acids)
Biological process (GO): potassium ion transmembrane transport; stabilization of membrane potential
Cellular component (GO): plasma membrane
Molecular function (GO): potassium ion leak channel activity; outward rectifier potassium channel activity
Source: RefSeq, a predicted model, not a curated record